AUGGCGACACCCCUGCAUACUUCCGCCGCAGAGCAUGACAGCAUGUCUUUGCAGCAAUCGCCCGCGCAGAGAUUGGACUCUGCCCGCACACGCAGGUUGCAGUUGCGAAGUGCUGGCUUCCGGGGACCUCCUACUGUGAGACAAGUGACCCCAAAGUCCCUGCCAUCCACCUCCACCACCACCUCCAAUGCCUCCUCUACGUGGUUGGGACAGCAAUCGCCAUCAUCGGAUGCCGAAAACAUAUCGCCAUCGGGAGACAGAGCACGCGACAACAGCUUCACAGCACCCACUCACGAGCAGAACCCAGUAUUGCGCGAGAUUGAUCAUGCAGCGGGCGCUCUUGGCACCUUACGAGCAAGACGCGUGAGGCCACGCGCGGCUUCUGGCAAGUUCUUGACUGCAGAGGGCAAGCUCGACUCAUCUGGAGAAUGUCUGGAAUCCCCUCCUGCGCCAACAAAACAGCACUCCAGACCGAAUACUGCACGAGCACGAGUGUCGAAGAUGUCGAGCAGGCCACGGCGUUCCAUUAGUGCAGAAACCCGGAAAUAUGUCGAUCAUCUAGAGGAAGAGCUCAGCGCUGCACAAGCACAGUUGCAAGCGGUCAACUCGCCAAGUGUGACUCGCGAGCAGUCUUCGAAUAUGCGCCAUAUGAAGGCGGAAGUGUCGCGCCUCCAAGAUGAGAUUGAGGACUGGGAGACCCAGUUCGCCAGCCGUGUGCGAGAUGAGGUCGAUAAGUGUUAUGUGGUUGAACAGGCCUUGCGAGCGCAGCUACGCGCCCUCGAAGAAGCGGUGGAAGAGUCUCAGUAUCGCAUCCAAGAAUUAGAAAGUCAACUCAGCACCACCACCGAAGCCCUCGAUGCUACCGAGACUGCGAACGUCAACAUGGAGAAGAGGAUCGAGUUCUUCUCCGAUCUGCUCGCGGCAUCGCCCACGAAGCUCGACUUACAUGCACACCCUGCAGGACGCCCACGACACACGAGGCCGCAGUCUCUUUUGCCUCGUGUACCCACUGCAAACUCCUUGGCCAGAUCUCCGGAGCGUCAUGCAAUGACCAUGCCGACAUCUCCAGUUCAGUUCAGGUUUGGCACGAGCCAGCCCAUUUCACCCUUGAAUGUGUCAUUCUCGCCGGAUCUCACGUCUUCGGAGGAAGAGAUGACCCAGUCCGAGACGUGUGGUUUCUCUGUAAAUGGAAUGCAUCAGUCCAAUGCAAAGAAACCUGUGCGAAGGAUGCGGCGUUUUGGCGCUGGUAGCAUAGGGCCAAAAUCACUGAUACUCCCGUCAACAACGCACUGCGAGCCAGCUUCAGCUCCUCCUUUCGGGCGAGGCGAAUUCGGCUUUGAGGCGUCUUUUCCCAUGUCUCCAGACCAAGCUAUGGUGGCCCAGGGCAGUCCGCCAGCACACCGUCGCCGAGCUUCCAGCAAGAUCAGCGCCGACGGUUCGCCUGUACCACUCCGUGGCUCUUCGUUUCCAGACUUUCAAGCACUGGCUGACGCGGACGAGAUGAGGAACGAAGACAAUGUACCGAGUGCCCGUCAGCAUGGUGCGAACUUCUCCAGCGAGUACGACGCGCUAUUGGAUUGCAACCUCGAUGAGCAGAUAUCACCAGCGCGGUCGCAAGUGAUGACCAGAAACUUCGACUCCCUUGGCUCGUCGAUUGCAGGGCCUAUUGGCCGAAACUUGAUGGAUGAGUUGGAGGCAGCCCAAUCAUGUUCGGGUGUGAGUGUCCGACCAUCGCAUGUUUUCGAAUAUUCUGAAGACGCUGCCACAGUCAUACAUCCUAGCUCGAGUCCUUCUGCGCUAGAGGCUGGCGACAAUCAUCUCAGCGGCUCGGGGUCCCCACCGAAAGCGGCAACAGAAGUGCGCUUCCCCUCAAACUCAUCUACAGCAAUCACCACGAUGCCCCGACACAUGUUUCCUCCAAAGUUGCAGCCCAGUGCCAGCAGUAAGACUCUUGGUGUACAGUCAACCACAUCGAUGUCCACACUCGAUUCCCUCCGCGACUUCUUUGGUGACAUCGCUGCUUCGCCUUUGAAUAUGGCUAAGUACUUAAUUGAGAGAGCACAGGCACGAUUGCACAUUCCGAGACCACUGCUGUCCAUACAAUGGUGGCUCGUGGGGAUAUUACUGGGUCCAAUGGCAAAGCGUCGAUAUUAUGCCAGAUUGUCUUGCUGCAAGGACGACGACGACGCCGAGCAGCAUCUUCUCGAAAAUACACCUCUCAGGCUCCGAAGCACUGACGAAGGAUUGGAGUAUGGCCAGCUAUAUCAGACACCUCCCCCUUCGUCGUCGACCGGGGCCAACGCGCUUCGCAGCCGCGGUCUGGUCGCUGGCAAGGGCAAGAAGCGAGCAUCAUCUAAGGGACUAGCUAAGCACUGCCCGCACAAUCAGCGCCGCUGGAAGCACUCGCCUCUACUAUGGCUGAAGUUUAGCAUGACUUUGGCUAUUGCAGUGGGCAUCGCCUUCAAGGAUGGACCUAGUACUUUGCUCAAGGAGGCACUGUGCAACUGCAAACCCACAAGUGCCAAUUGGAGGCAGACGAGAAGAGACGCGAUAGUGUCGCCGAAUGACGACGACUGA
Messenger RNA from Sphaerulina musiva SO2202, 2577 nucleotides. RefSeq lists its product as uncharacterized. The record is from RefSeq and is a predicted model, not a curated record. The transcript has a single exon. The coding region runs from base 1 to 2577 and encodes 858 amino acids. Lineage: Eukaryota; Fungi; Ascomycota; Dothideomycetes; Mycosphaerellales; Mycosphaerellaceae.